Solea senegalensis (Senegalese sole) is the source of this 672-nucleotide messenger RNA. Its product is annotated as parkin coregulated gene protein homolog. The record is from RefSeq and is a predicted model, not a curated record. Bases 1 to 672 code for a protein of 223 amino acids. The transcript has a single exon. Gene Ontology annotation, molecular function: Hsp90 protein binding; Hsp70 protein binding. NCBI's taxonomy places the organism in Eukaryota, Metazoa, Chordata, Actinopteri, Pleuronectiformes, Soleidae. Gene Ontology annotation, cellular component: vesicle; cytosol; neuron projection.
AUGUAUAAGACAGCAGAAGGCUUCAGCCGGCAGUCUUAUAUGAAGGGCUAUGUGGUGAUAGGUCCUCCAUCUGCAGGGGCUUUUCGGGAACGCCCAUAUACGCCAACCACUUUGCGCCAAGUGUAUGAUCGUGGCCUCCUUCCAUUAAUGGUGGCACAUGGCGGCAUAAGCAACCACAUCACAUGGAGGGUAGAUAUCCAGAGGCUAGACUAUCAUUACUACCUGCCUCUUUUCUUUGAUGGCUUACGUGAGACUCAUCAUCCCUAUGAGCUCUUCGCCCGUCAGGGGGUCCAUGAUCUGCUGCAAUACGGAGGUGACAAGAUCUUGCCAGUCAUCCCCUGGCUCAUCAUCCCUAUCAAAAAAGCCCUAAAUACACGGAACCCCCAGGUGAUCUGCACCACACUUAAAGCACUGCAGCAUCUGGUCAUGUCUGCAGACAUGGUGGGAAAAGCUCUGGUGCCAUACUUCAAAAAUGUCCUCCCUAUUUUCAACCUCUUCAAGAACAAGAACAUAAGCACUGGUGAUGGUAUUGACUACAGCCAGAGGAAGGGACAAAACAUCGGGGACUUGAUUCAGGAGACUCUAGAGAUAAUGGAGCGUUAUGGAGGAGAGGAUGCCUUUGUAAACAUCAAACACAUGGUUCCCACCUAUGAGUCCUGCAUGAGCCAAUAA